CAUAUAUGUCUUCUCUGUUUGUUUCCUGUGAAAAUUUUUCAAAACAAUCCCGACCCAGAAUUCCUGCACCUCCCAAACUUCCACGAAUCAAACCCCUACAUUUUCCCAAUGCUUUAAUGCUAAAUUUUGGGUUUUUCUUUGGUUUUGGUGUUAUUUUUACCAAAAUCAAUGGCUUCUUCUACGCCAGUACCCAAAUUAUUUAUCUUCUUUAUCAUCAUCUUCACUUUGACUUGUACACUAACAACCACAUGUUCUCUACCUUUUGUCGUCUUCCAUGGGAUUGCAGAUAAAUGCAGUGCUACAGGAGUCAAACGUUUCGUCAAGCUUCUAACCAAUUGGACGGGUUCUCAAGGAUAUUGCGUAGAAAUUGGAAAUGGAGUAUGGGAUUCUUGGUUUAUGCCCCUUCUUGAACAGACAACAAUUGCUUGUGAGAAGGUGAAGAAAAUAAGUGAACUCAGUGAAGGUUACAACAUAGUCGGACUUUCUCAGGGAAAUAUGGUUGGCCGAGGGGUUGUUGAGUUUUGUGAGGGAGGACCUCCAGUGAAGAAUUUCAUAUCAUUAGCAGGUCCUCAUGCUGGGAUAGCUUCUGUUCCAUUUUGCGGAUCUGGCUGGUUGUGCAUUCUCGUGGACUAUUUAAUCAAGUUAGCGGUUUACAGCACCUAUGUCCAGAAACACCUGGCACCUGCUAGUUAUAUCAAAAUCCCAACAGACAUUAAAGGCUAUCUAGAAGGAUGUAGGUUCCUCCCAAAACUUAAUAAUGAACGUGUGGAUCAUAGAAACUCCACUUACAAAGAACGGUUCUCUAGCUUGCAGAAUUUGGUGCUUAUAAUGUUCGAACAGGACGCAGUUUUGGUGCCAAAGGAAACCUCCUUGUUUGGGUACUAUCCAGAUGGAUCUUGGAGCACGGUUUUGCCUGCUCAAGAGACAAAGCUCUACACAGAAGAUUGGAUCGGUUUGAAAACGUUGGAUGAAGCUGGGAAGGUGAAAUUCAUAAACGUGUCAGGGGGUCAUCUCCAUAUCUCUCCAAGCGACAUUGAGAAAUACAUUGUACCGUACUUGUUGGAUGAAGCUUCCAUACAACUGGCGAAGAUAGCUAAACCAUAUCACGGAGAAUAGUCUUUCUUCUGCAUAAUCAAAAUUAGUUUUGAAUGCCUUCAUUUCCUACAUGAACUGGCAACAAUUGUUUAGAUUGAGAAGGCUUAUUUUUUGUCACAUACUGUUAAUUCAUUUAUGUAACCAUCUUUUGAUGGCUUUUUUUUAAUCUUUCUAAGUCUGGGACGAACAUUGUAUGCCAUGGGUUGGUGUAACUGUUUGUGUUGUUCUUACUUAGACGUGCGAGAAAAAGAAAAA
Camellia sinensis is the source of this 1350-nucleotide messenger RNA. Its product is annotated as alpha/beta-Hydrolases superfamily protein. The record is from RefSeq and is a predicted model, not a curated record. Gene Ontology annotation, molecular function: thiolester hydrolase activity. NCBI's taxonomy places the organism in Eukaryota, Viridiplantae, Streptophyta, Magnoliopsida, Ericales, Theaceae. Gene Ontology annotation, cellular component: intracellular membrane-bounded organelle.